AAAGAGUUCGACGCGGCUAGCAGAGAGCGACCGUGCACGACGAGUCUGCCAAGUCCAAAACACCAGUGCCUUUACCUUGUCUUUCCUCACAACACCUGCCCAACUAACCUUUCGUUUCUCACCUCGCACUGCCCUUUCCUCGCUCCAUUGGGCUCUCUUUACCUGCAGCUUCCAUUCUCAAGCUCUAUCGCAGUGCUCUAUCGGCGUCUCCCCCCAGUUUGCUGUCACCACAUCACCACCUUAGCCGCGAGCAUCAGGUACAUGGGCAUACUUUGACAUCAGCAACUCUACACCCAUUACACCUUUCAUCUGCUUCAUUUCACUUGGAGCAUCUCUUCAUUACCUUGCCCCGCAGUUUGUAGAGCUUUACGGGCCACAAUAUGCCUCCAAAAACAACCGCUCGAAGGACAGUUACCAACGAGAACGACGAAAAUGCAGCAAACGUUCGACUCACGCGUGCACAAGCCGCGGCUCUUGGCGCGAGUGGUGCAGCCGACGGUUUGAAGAAACCGCUCCAAAGAUCAAAGUCGACUGUCAAUGUCAACGCGCAACCCAAGAAGCGAGCAGCACUGGGCGACAAGUCUAACAUCGGAGUGCCGGCAGAAACCGGAGAAGGCAAGACGCUGAAGAAACCGCUGGCCAGUAAGCCAGGUGCCGUCUCAAAGGCUGCUCAGCCCACAGGUGUUCAGAAGCUAUCACGGAGCCAAUCGACGCGCUCAAUACUUGGCCCGAAAGAUAAGAAUGUCUCCAAUGUGUCUGAUCUGAAGAGACCUGCCAGUGGUUCUGGCGUCACGGGUCAUGUUUCGAAGAAACGCCACACUGGUUCAUCAACAAGCAGUAAGUCGAUUGGGGAGGAGGAAUACCAGCACGAUGAAAACACUGCUCCAAAUGGUCAGACCGUCAAGGUCGAAGUUGAGAAAACCAUUACCACCACCAAGGUCGAGGUCAUUGAGCAGAUCCCUGUCGUGUCAACAACGCCACAAGAGACGACACGCGUUCUUCCAGAGGGAGUGCAGGAUCUGGACGACGAGGAUGCUGGUGAUCCACUGAUGGUCUCCGAAUAUGUCCACGAAAUUUUCGAUUAUCUGCGCGAGAUUGAACCCGAAACGAUGGCAAACAAAGACUACAUGGACAGUCAACCAGACCUCGAAUGGAAGAUGCGGGGCAUACUUGUCGAUUGGCUGCUCGAGGUGCACACACGCUUUCGACUUUUGCCUGAGACUCUUUUCCUUGCGGUUAACAUUAUCGAUCGCUUUCUCUCCACCAAAAUCGUACAGCUUGACCGACUACAGCUCGUUGGCGUCACUGCCAUGUUUAUCGCGUCAAAGUAUGAAGAGGUCUUAUCUCCACACGUACAGAACUUCCGUCAUGUCGCAGAUGAUGGCUUCACUGAGGAAGAGAUCUUGUCUGCAGAGCGAUUUGUUCUUCAGGCACUCAAUUAUGACCUUCGUUAUCCUAACCCAAUGAACUUCCUCCGUCGCAUAUCUAAAGCGGAUAACUACGAUGUGCAGACGCGUACAGUUGGCAAAUACUUGCUUGAGAUCAGUUGUCUUGACCAUCGUUUCUUGGAGUUCCCACCUAGUCAGGUCGCUGCUGCUGCCAUGUUCUUGGCGCGUCUCGUUCUCGACAGUGGUGAAUGGGAUGCUACUCUGGCAUACUAUGCUGGCUACACUGAGGAGGAGAUAGAACCAGUCUUCCUGCUCAUGAUCGACUACUUAUAUGGCCCUGUCCAGCACGACGCUUUCUUUAAGAAGUACGCGAGCAAGAAGUUCCUUAAAGCUUCCAUGGUCGUUCGCCAAUGGUGUAAAGAAAACGGCAAGGCCAUUCUCGAGGCUCUCCCGUCCUCACAUCCCCUCAACCCAAAGAACCGUGCAGAUCGCCAGCGGUAACACCUGUGACUAGGUGUGACUCGACACAUAACACGAAUCCAUAUACAGCAUUUUUACAGGCGUUGUGAGCUUUAGGCUAAUGGAAACCACGGUUUGCAUUCGUUAGCUAUAUUAUUGUUUCUUGGUGAUCGAGGGUAUGAUACCUCUUCUCCUCAGCACAUACUGAUGAGAUGGCUUGCCCAUUGCUAAGAGACGACGCGUGUUACCGCGGAUUCGCUUGAGAAAGCCUUGCACGUAUCAAGGCAUGGUAAUGGCACUCUUGGAAGUCUUCGUGCGAUUUUUGAGGGUUUUUUCGCGUAACCGCAAGUAGCCUGCGGAGGUGCUGUGUACCUACAAUUGCAGAGCUUAGUCGCGGUGCUCUUUGAAGCGACAUGUGUUUGAAUGAGAAGUGCUUUUGGCGUUUAACUGGGCGCGAUGAAUGGACUUUGGAUUGGGGAGUAAAGUGAGAUUACGUUAGCCCCUAAAACGAAAUGCGAAGACAUUCUAAAGA
Verruconis gallopava is the source of this 2379-nucleotide messenger RNA. RefSeq lists its product as uncharacterized. The record is from RefSeq and is a predicted model, not a curated record. Gene Ontology annotation, biological process: regulation of cyclin-dependent protein serine/threonine kinase activity; G2/M transition of mitotic cell cycle. NCBI's taxonomy places the organism in Eukaryota, Fungi, Ascomycota, Dothideomycetes, Venturiales, Sympoventuriaceae. Gene Ontology annotation, cellular component: cyclin-dependent protein kinase holoenzyme complex; cytoplasm; centrosome. Gene Ontology annotation, molecular function: cyclin-dependent protein serine/threonine kinase regulator activity. The transcript is spliced from 4 exons. Bases 381 to 1889 code for a protein of 502 amino acids.